AAUUUUAUGAAAUAUUCAAAAUAUUUUCCUAACAAUCAAGAGUAUGCAAGCAAAGUUUAUAAAGAUUUCUCGAUUAAAAAAAGACGAAAGAAGCAGAAGAGGUCAAAAUCAGCUGAUGCGAAAUUUGAACAUUCACCAACGAUCUUAGAUCCAACAGACCUCAAAGUAACAAUUCUAGAACCAAUAGACAUCCCUCCUGAAGCCAAUCACGAAGAAACUUCAAGGAAUUGGACUUACAAAAAAAGAAAGAAGCAUCCCGAAGCUAGCACAUGUGCAACCCAAACAGAGGCCGUCGAUACCAUACAGACAUAUACACAGACAGAUAAUAAAAGCGUGCAUGAAAUGGCAAUUCAGACAUUGGAUGAGGAAGUUACUGAUAGCCCAAAGAUCAAUUUUGUGGACACUUCACAGAUACCAACAUUUGAGUUUGUUGAUACACAACAGUCUUCAACAGAAGAUACACAGAAAUCAACAACUCCGCCUCCAGAACAGAUUUGGAUUGAGAUGAAGAAUUGUGGCGAGCCAAGAAUAGUUGUUUCUGUGAUAGGUGCUUAUAAUGAAAGGAUGCCAUCGUAUGCAUGGGCUGACCAUUCGUUGUUUAUUAAAGCCCUUAACCAUGUGGCAAGAUAUGCUGGAAGUAAAAUUAUUUUACCUACAACUCAUAAUAAUUAUAAAUGUAGCUUGAACUUAGGAAUUUCAAUGCAUAAUACACAAUUCAUAUCAAAACGAACUCUUGCAUACAGUUUCAUAGACUAA
Molecule: messenger RNA, 756 nt
Organism: Mytilus californianus (California mussel)
Lineage: Eukaryota; Metazoa; Mollusca; Bivalvia; Mytilida; Mytilidae
Exons: 9
Coding region: 7-756 (249 amino acids)
Source: RefSeq, a predicted model, not a curated record